CCGGGGGCGGAGCGCGGGGCGGCCGGCUGCUCCGGGCUCCCGGCUCCCGGCUCCCGGCUUGCCGCCCCGGCUCCGGCCCUGCACCUGUGACUGUCGCGGCGCUCGCCCUCCCCGCCCCGCGCCCGCAGCCCCAUGGCCCCGUCCCGCCUGCAGCUCGGCCUCCGCGCCGCCUACUCCGGCCUCAGCUCCGCGGCCGGCUUCUCCAUCUUCCUCGUCUGGACCGUGGUGUACAGACAGCCGGGGACGGCGGCCAUGGGGGGGCUCGCAGGUGUGCUGGCGCUGUGGGUGCUGGUGACGCACGUGAUGUACAUGCAGGAUUACUGGAGGACCUGGCUCAAGGGACUGCGUGGCUUCUUCUUCGUGGGCGUCCUCUUCUCGGCAGUGUCCGUUGCCACCUUCUGCACCUUCCUUGUGCUGGCUGUCACCCGACACCAGAGCCUCAUGGACCCCAACAGCUACUACCUCUCCUGUGUCUGGAGCUUCAUUUCCUUCAAGUGGGCCUUCCUGCUCAGCCUUUAUGCCCACCGCUACCGGGCUGACUUCGCCGACAUCAGCAUCCUCAGUGAUUUCUGACCCACGGGGUGAGGCUUCUAUACCCUGGGGGUCCUCAGGACCUGGACUCAGACUCUGAGACACUGGGCAGGCCUGCCGCACCCCCUGGACACCCUGGAUCUGCGGCAGAAGAAACACUGCAAGACGACUGCAUUCCCCCAGGAAGCUGUCCUGUCCCCUUUGCGGGACACCUGGGUGCGGUGGAAAGGGGUCCUUCCUGCCAUGUUGCUCCUCAUCGGCCUGGCUGGAGGGCAGCUUUAGACCUUUACAGAUGGAUCUAUUUUCUUAGCACUCGGUGAGGAAUCUUCGUAAGCAGGGCCAGGGCAGUGAGUCGUGGGAUAGGGCAGUGAGCCUUGGGGCUCUGCCUGGGGGCACUCUCCCUCAGGCCAGGCUGAGAACCUGGGAGUCAAGUCAAGUAAGGGGUCUCUACGGGAGACCUCCCAACCCCAACCCCAGCCCCCCAUCCUGUUGUCCUUUGAGAGUCAGGUAGUUUAACCCAUCAGUCCCAGGGAUGGCAACACUUGGUUCUCUUUGCCCAAGGCCUGGGGACCUGAGUGGAGAGUUGACUGUCCCUCUCCUGGCCCAGGGCUGGUAUCCUAGGAGUGUGCUGGAGCCAGUCAUCUCCUUCACCACACCACAUACUCCGAAGCAGGACUCCCUGAACAAGGCCAAACUAGGUGUCUGGGGAAGGUACCCUGCCCCCAGAAGGGCUCCAGGGAAGGGGCAGCAUGACGCAGGCUGGAGGGAGCCCCGUAGAUCUGUGCCCAUGCACCCAUAGCCCUGUAUUUCCAUCACUUCUCACAUGUGUCACCCCUGGCCACGAGACAGUCCUCUACUCCCCCACUCACUGCCCUUUGCCUAGAGCUCUCGUCUUUGAAAAUCUCCCUUCUGAAGGACAAAAUCUGCUUUUCUGCCUAUACACAGGCACAAGGGCUCACUAACUCAGGAGGGAACUAUUGUUACAUACACCUUUUUACGUUAGGUUGCCAUUUUGCACGGUCUGCCCUUUUCCCCCGAUAUGUCCUGCCCUUCAGCUGUUUUGCCUUAUCUGUGUCACUGUCACUUUAGCAGAAAUACAGCGGCCAUUUGUACCCAA
This is a messenger RNA of Mustela lutreola (European mink), 1648 nucleotides long. RefSeq names its product solute carrier family 48 member 1 (gene SLC48A1). The transcript is spliced from 3 exons. The record is from RefSeq and is a predicted model, not a curated record. Gene Ontology annotation, cellular component: plasma membrane; lysosomal membrane. Lineage: Eukaryota; Metazoa; Chordata; Mammalia; Carnivora; Mustelidae. Gene Ontology annotation, biological process: heme transport. Gene Ontology annotation, molecular function: heme binding; heme transmembrane transporter activity. The coding region runs from base 133 to 573 and encodes 146 amino acids.